GAACGGUUGUCCAGCGUGAUUUCAUAUUUAAUUUUAUGAAUCUCCGCCUGUCUGAUAAAUGGUAAAUAAGUUAUAUUGUACUACUGGUGAAUAAAAAUGGUGAAGUGGAUAGAGCUAACAAAUUUCAUGUGUCCAGCAUGCCCAUUUGGUGGGGGCUCGGACUGGAUAUGCAAUAUGGACAGACUUCCAGUGUAUCUAAAUGAAGAAGGAAGUAUGAAAUGUCAGUUUGGAUCUCAUACAGGGCCACUCAUAAACUGGACAUGGAAUUGCGGAAGCGAUUACCAUAAAGGCGAGUUUUUAACGGCAGACUUCGAAGGGUUUACAUUUGCAAUGUCACAAGCAGUACAGCUCACUAGUAGGGCAGGCGCUGAGUGGGUGGCAGCUCUGCUACACAACAUCGGCAAACAGUAUGGAAAAUGAUUGAGGGUUAGAAGAAGGGUGUAAAGUUAAUUAAAUGUAAACUGACCAAUAAAAUGAUGAAAUAUAUAUAUAUAUAUAUAAAAAGCUUCCAGAAGAGUUAUAAUGAAUUCCACAAAAAGCAGGACGUAGUCAGUUUUAAAAUUCUGAAAUAUGCAGCUAUAGAUUAACACUUUACAUUUAAAAUGUGUAUUUAUAUGUAAAUUAUUAAACUAUUUUCACGAAAAUUUAUUUAUUUACUUUUUUAACCAGAAAAGGCAAUAAAGACUACAAUGAAGCUA
Molecule: messenger RNA, 698 nt
Organism: Ruditapes philippinarum (Manila clam)
Lineage: Eukaryota; Metazoa; Mollusca; Bivalvia; Venerida; Veneridae
Exons: 4
Coding region: 97-420 (107 amino acids)
Source: RefSeq, a predicted model, not a curated record